AUGCUGUGGCGACGUGCGCUUCGUGUGCCGCGCUCUGUGAGCACGCACAGCACUGCGGCACUGGACGGACGCAUAUUUCGAUCAUUUUGCAGAUCAUGUACGGCAUGCUUGCCGGAGCACGAUCCGAAUCCAUGGGACGAGCUCUUUGCCGGGCCGGAUGCAUACCCCACAACCACGCCCGCCAUUCGCAGCGUGCCCAGCACAGCCCAUGUCAAGAUGCCACGCUCGGUAUUGUACGCAGAAGAACGAAACAGGAAUAGUAAUACUGCCCCCCUCAAGCAUGACACGUCGGCGCUGACAAAAUCUGAAGCGCAGCAGUUCCGACGGAUCUUUGCGCUGCUGGAAACAGAGAUGGGCAAUGAUAUGACGCAGGCGCCGCCGCCCGAGCCGCUGCAUGCUUUUGCUGAGCACAACAAACUGCACAGAUCCAAGCUCACGACGCGUGGCGGCGGCGUCGGUACGCGGUUUGAAGCAGCGAAAGAAGGCCUCGCUGCCUCUCUGUCGCCCGAAUCGAUGGAGCUUGGUGUAGACGAGGUCUGGGUAGGUCUUCAGUCCCAGCCGACGCUGGGAGAUGUAUGGCGCUGGGCAGUAGAGCACGUGUGGGGAACCAAUGCCGCGUACGGCGUGCGCACCGCAUUCUUUGCCCCUGCAUUGCACAUGCUGCUCCUUACACUGCGCGACAAAUUUCAUGCACCGCACGCAGCAUUGUCCGUGACGAGCACUACACGGGCGCUAGGGCCAGAGGCUUACGUGCUUGGAUGUACAGCGUCAUUGUACGCUGAGGCAGCGCGCACCGCAUGGCUGUGCCUGCGUGACCCGUACAAAGUGCUUGCCAUUGCGCGCGAAGCGCGGCAAACCGGCGUGCUUUCCGGCGCGCUCGAUGCACAUACGCGCACAGAGGAUGCUGUGCUACGCGACUAUCUUGAACGCGUACGCAACGAGCUGCGCACGCACGCCUUGCAGCGUGCACAGGCACAGCGCGAGCCACGCGACCCAAGCACGCCGCUCGUCUUGGACGCUCUGCACCGCGAUUUCCUCCGAGUUGUAAAGGAGCUGCGCAGCGUGGCAGGGCACACUUCGCGCUACCCCAGUGCACGCCCGAAGCGCCCGCCGCGCCCAGUGCGGCAAAAAGGCGAGCGGCCCAAGCCCAUGGUGAUGCCAGUUGAUACACAAUCAUUACUACGCGCAAGAAAAAGACGAGAUGCAUAA
Molecule: messenger RNA, 1209 nt
Organism: Malassezia vespertilionis
Lineage: Eukaryota; Fungi; Basidiomycota; Malasseziomycetes; Malasseziales; Malasseziaceae
Exons: 1
Coding region: 1-1209 (402 amino acids)
Cellular component (GO): mitochondrion
Source: RefSeq, a predicted model, not a curated record